CACCCACAUCUGGCAAAACACAAACAGCAUCAGCUGUUUCAGUCGCUAAACAUACAGAUUAGCCGAAUAAACUAUUUUCGUAAAUUAAUUAGCGUAUAAAGUUGAAAAAUGUCAAAACUUCUACAGCGGUUCGAAACUUCUUUGCGUUGUUUUUAUGUUUUCAAUUCGAAUUAUUGUAAAAAGGAAGGCGAUGAAUUCAAAAAAGUACUCUACUAUAAUCCUGAAGAUAUUGAGCUGAACACGAAAAUCAAGGAUGUUGGUCUAAGCGAAGCUAUUAUACAGUUUACUGGCACCUUCGUUGGAGAUGAUGAUUGUAAGGCGGUACAUACACAGAAAACUACGCAGUUAUUCUAUCAACCCGAAAAAGGCUACUGGAUUGUAAUGGUUCUGAAUGUACCGAAAGAAGUUAAAAGCAAGGAUGGGGUUGAGGUACCAGAAUAUCGUGGAGUUGAGGUACAAGAUCGAAUAUAUAGGGCCGUACUGCGUCAAUGUUACAAUAUGUUUCGACUGAGUUGUGGUACUUUACGAUCGAAUUCGGAAGACAUCGAUGAAGAUAAGGGGCGUGAGCAAAUAAAACAAAGACUUUCUACAUUUUUCAACAAUUAUUUGAAAACUAUGCGAUUUCCCGUUGGAGACGUGCUCAGCUUUAUGCACUCUAUACAAUAUCUGCCUCUAGAGCAAGCGCUAUUUCUUCGAGCACAUAAUUUCAUAAAUUUGAUUCGUGCAACGUUUCCUGUCAUUCGUGAGACUGUCUUACUCUUUGAUGAACGGAUAAUAAGCGGUGGUCAAAUCGAUCCUAUGGAAUUGUGCAGUUUACAUCAGUAUCUUUUAACGUCAUUUCUCGAAAAAUGUGAACAACCCACAGGAAGUUCUCAAAGUGAAAGUCCCCUAGUAGAAAAAUUUCAAAAUGGUGUUUAUGUCACUGGUUCAAGUAAUGAAGAACACUCGUAUGAUUUACCUAAAAUAUAUCUCAAGAUACGAAACGAGCUCAAUUGUUAUUACCUAAUAAUAUUUCGAGUAUUAAGAGCAACAUUAUGUAUACUUAAAAGUGUCGAGGAUGGUCCUCCAAGCAAUGAGUUUUACGCAGAAUUACGUACCUAUAUGGAACCCCAAUUGUCGAGUAUUGCAAAAGAUAUAGAUGAAAAUAUUAGUAACAAACAAGUUCUUCGUAAAGCAAACACUUCUUCAUCGCUUUCUGCUUUGGCUUCGGCUGACGACAAUGUGAAUCCCAAAUAUAUAUUCAUCAAUGAGCAAAGCCUAAAGCAUCUGACUAACAUUCCUACAGAAUAUCGUAGAUCAAACAAAACGACACAAUACAUUCCCGCUAAUGUCACUAAUCUUAUAGCUGAUCUCACCCCCUUUGAUGAAGACAAAGUUUCACAAGACUCGUACUCGGAAUUAAAGGAAGUACAAAUUAAAACUACAAAUGAUUUUUGGAUUGUACAACGUUGUUGGAAUUGGCGGAGGUGCUACGUGAUAAUACACAACAGCAAAGCAACUUUACUGGAUAUAACACAAGAAGCCAGACGUGUGUUUGAUAAAGAAUUCACAGAUGAUGUAUUUUUUGACAAAUAAAAAGUAUAAUUAAAUAAA
This is a messenger RNA of Zeugodacus cucurbitae (melon fly), 1593 nucleotides long. It is a transcript of the gene Ccz1, whose product is annotated as vacuolar fusion protein CCZ1 homolog. Gene Ontology annotation, biological process: vesicle-mediated transport. Gene Ontology annotation, cellular component: Mon1-Ccz1 complex; intracellular membrane-bounded organelle. The transcript has 5 exons. Bases 109 to 1575 code for a protein of 488 amino acids. The record is from RefSeq and is a predicted model, not a curated record. NCBI's taxonomy places the organism in Eukaryota, Metazoa, Arthropoda, Insecta, Diptera, Tephritidae.